Dibothriocephalus latus is the source of this 315-nucleotide messenger RNA. The record is from the annotation of a GenBank genome assembly. Lineage: Eukaryota; Metazoa; Platyhelminthes; Cestoda; Diphyllobothriidea; Diphyllobothriidae.
AUGGGCUACCAACCAACCAACUACGCCAUUGACAGGAUUUUUAGGAAAGCCCUGCGUGAAGAGGACAGUAUUGGGCUUGCACCCAGAUGCAGGUUGACUGAGUUCGACUAUGCCGAUGAUAUCGCUUUAAGCUUUAGCGAUCUACAGUCUAUGGUGUCAUGGGCGAACGAGGUCGCUAAAUCGGUCAGUUUGUCCAUAAACACUGAGAAUCCCAAGGUGAUCUCAUUCUCCAUCUCGGUCCAAGAGAAGGCACCCCUCGAGAUUAAUGGCUGUCAGCUUGAAGUAGACACUUCAAAAUAUCUCGGAGCGAAUUGA